This is a messenger RNA of Adelges cooleyi (spruce gall adelgid), 3336 nucleotides long. Its product is annotated as calcium permeable stress-gated cation channel 1-like. The transcript has 16 exons. Lineage: Eukaryota; Metazoa; Arthropoda; Insecta; Hemiptera; Adelgidae. The coding region runs from base 701 to 3172 and encodes 823 amino acids. Gene Ontology annotation, cellular component: plasma membrane. The record is from RefSeq and is a predicted model, not a curated record. Gene Ontology annotation, molecular function: calcium-activated cation channel activity.
CGUCGAGUGGAAUAGAGCAUUUUGAGCAGCUGUGUUGUAGUACCCACCGGCCACCGGUCCACCGCCUGCCACUAGCUAGUGUUCGACGCGGAUUAAGCGGAGGCCGUUUAUGACUAUGUCCGUCUGUGAGCCGCGUCGCAGCAUGUGUGUGUGUGUCUGUCUGUAUGUAUUGUAAUCGAUAAUAAUAACUGCCUAAAAAAUCAGUUUACAUAAUAUUACAAUAGUAUGUUGUUUACGUUUUACGGACAACGAAAUCGCAAACGAUUAUUUUUUUUUUAUAUUUUAUUAUAGUGGUUUUUUUUGUUUUGUUUUUUGCGAUCAGUUUAGAUCGUUGAAAUGUUCACCCGUUCGUGACUUCUAUUUUGCACACACACAUUCGCGAACGCGCGCGCGCACACCGAUUUACACUAAAAAAAAAAACAACCGUUUUCACUUUCCCGUCAAAUUUGUUUCUUAUUUUUCGUUACCGUCGCGUUAAAAACUGUAUUUUUCGUUUUGUUUCGGCCGUUGUUGUCUUUUGAUUUUUCCAAUAAUAUCGUUAUAAUCGAACGCCGCCGAUUGAUCGACCAUGACUGUUUGAGAUCGGUCGCAGUUUUUUGAAUCGUUUUUUGGAUAGUCCUCGCGCUCAAGUUAUGCUGUUGGCUGUACUUUGCUGAGAACAGCUCCGGACCAUAUUUAGCACCGUACAGUUUGUUUGAAAAUGAACGAAGGCGUGAUUCUCGAUUUUAAAGGACCAGAUAGGGAUAAGUGUAACUAUUACAAUCGAACAAGAAACAGACUUCUUAUUACUGCAUACGAAGGAAUACCUGAAAAUCUGUUACUCAAUAUUCUAGGAUGCCUAUUUUUAGUUAUAUUUUUUGCUUUCAUGAGAAAAAGAGCAUGGGAUUAUGGACGAUUAGCGCUAGUCAACAAAGAUUAUGAAAAAUGGUCACGCAUAUUUUACGGUACUACAGACGAAAGCUCAGACAAUUAUAUCGAGGACGGUAACUCCACUACGACUUUGGACAAUUCCAUGCCGGUCGAUAGGGGCAUGUUUUCUUGGUUUUUGACAAUUAUUCAGCUUAGGGAUGAGAAAAUUUUACGAAAAUGCGGGUAUGACGCUGUGCAAUACCUUUCAUUUCAACGUCACAUUAUGGUGUUAAUGGCUAUUAUUACCGCAGUGUCGUUAGGAGUUGUACUGCCAAUAAAUUUUGCUGGCGAUUUGGAAGGCGACGAAAGAUCGUUUGGACACACUACAGUCAGCAAUCUACAUCCAAAUUCACCGUGGCUGUGGGUACACGUGACAAUUGCAAUGCUAUAUUUUCCGUUAACUAUAUGCAUAAUGAGAAGGUUUUCCGCUAAUUUAAAAUUAGAGGAGAACGGAGAGCAAUGGUCUCGUACACUUAUGAUUACUAGUAUUCCCAGACACAAUUCUGACACCAAUGAUUUAGAUCGACAUUUUAGAGAGGCAUAUCCAGAAUGUGAAGUCGAAAAUAUUCAGUUGGCUUAUGACGUUACUAAAGCAAAUGAAUUGGAAAGAGACAGAGAUGCUGCUUUUCAAGCCAAACAAUAUUGCGAAAAUCAUUUAAAAACUGUUGGUGAACGCUUGACUGUUCAGCCUCACAUUUGUGGCUACAUAUGUAUAUGUUGUGGAGCGUGCAAAUCUUACAAUUUGGAUGGUAUUGACUAUUAUUCCAAAGAAGAAGCUCGAUUAAAAGCCAUGUUGGAAGCAGAAAAAGAAUCCGCUCUUAAACGGCCUUUAGGUAUAGCUUUUGUUACAAUGACUACGAUACAUGCAGCCCGACUGGUUCACCAAGAUCAUGUGUACAAGUUAUCCAAGUGUGGACGCCAUAAUCCACCGACCAGUUCUGUUGCUGGUCUUCUCCAGCCGUAUCGAUGGAGAGUCACGUUUGCUCCGCCUCCAGACGAUAUAUUUUGGGAAAAUUUAACCGAACCCUCUCACAACCGUUAUUGUAAGAUAGUAUUGACUAACUCAUUUUUGUUGGUAGUUUUAUUUUUUUUGACCACUCCUGUCAUUGUAUUGAAUGUUAUGGACACACUAAAACUUAGAGAAAUUGAAAAAGCUAGCCCAAUUUUAUCAGAAUUUAUGCCGACACUAUUACUUUGGACGGCCGCCGCUCUUUUACCUGUGUUGGUUAUACGAUCUGACCAGUGGCUCAGUCAUUGGACUAGAUCAAAACGGAACCAUUCAAUAAUGCGUAAAACUUUUGUGUUUCUUCUGUUUAUGGGUUUGAUUUUACCAUCGUUAGGACUAACCAGUGCUCAAGCGUUUUUGGAAUUUGCUUUUCAAGCUGGAAUUCAAACGUACCGUUGGCAGUGCGUGUUCUUACCUGAUAAAGGAGCAUUUUUUGUAAACUAUGUUGUCACUUCUGCGUUGAUCGGAACUAGCUUAGAACUCAUAAGGUUUCCCGAAUUAUUUAUGUAUGCUCUUCGACUAUCACUUUCAAGGUCAAAAGCAGAAUCCGCAAGCGCUCGAAGAUUAAUUCUUUGGGAAUUCCCAUUUGGCGUCCAAUAUGCUUGGAUGUUGCUGAUAUUUUCAAUUGUAACAGUGUACAGUCUUUCUUGUCCACUCAUUACACCUUUUGGUCUUUUGUAUAUGGUUACAAAACAUUUUGUCGAUCGAUACAAUAUUUAUUUCGCAUACGGAAAAUCUAAAAUUAGUAAACGUAUACAUAGUACAGCCAUCAAUUGUGUAAUGGUGUCCUUAGUGUUGUUACAAGUGAGUUUUACAUCUCUGUCAAUGUUACGUCACGGAUUACACGACAUCACAUGGUUUGCCUUGGCCGGUCUUUUCAUCACAUUGGCAUUUACACUAUCUCAAUGUUUCUUCCGACAUUGUACCGCAUGGAGUCCUAUACUUUACCAAGCGAGAAAUCCACGUACCGUUCAACCCAGUCCAGGCAGGCGGAAUCAUCUCAACCAUGUUGCAGAUUAUAUUCCCGACGUGCUACGACAACCUCUAGCUUCUACUACGGCCAACUCUUUAUUGACAUUGACUCCCAACGAUUCUGGUACAACGUUGGAAGACUUGGACUUAGGGAUUAAGAAUAUUGAACACCAUCAAAGAUUCCCAAAUGGUCAAUCCCAAACUCAGGUGGCUAUUCCGUUACUUCUGAGAACCGAUGAACAACCGUCUGCUUAUCUAUAUGAACUGACCAGUUUUGGGCCUUAACACUUAAACGAUCAAAACAAAAUCAUUGGCGCUGAAUUUCAUGAUUAACGUCAAUGGAAGAAAUCCCAUAUACAAAUUAUGGAAAUGUAUAGAAAUAAUAUAGAAAUAGUACAGAAAUAAUAUAGACAUAGUAUUGAAAUAGUAUAGCAAUUAUAGUAGCAGUU